AUGGCCACUGAAGCAGAGACAGACGGCAUGUCUGAUAUCGUAGAGUCGCCACGAAUAGAGGCUGCUCCUCUUCCUCUCCCACUAAAUGGCCAAGCUUCCAACUCACCAAGGAGACGCAGGCAAUCAACAAAGAACACGGCCAAUUCACCACCACUACCUGGUACUCCUCAAGCCCAUAUCUCGCCGUCUUCUCCACGAGCCCAUGGAAUGACUUAUAGUCACUCGCUCUACAUUCACACUACUGUGAGAGCAUCGCCACUCUCAAAGGAGAGCCCUGAACAGAAUUAUCGAGGGUUACUUAACUUGGCAAUGAUCCUGCUGUUUGUCUCAAAUAUGCGGCUGGUCGUAGAAAACUACUUCAAGUACGGGCUGCUCAUACGUCUUCCUUCCGUCGAACAACAGGAACUAAUGCAAGAGAUGCCCUUUCUCGUCCUUGCCAUACUCAUACAAGCUGGCCACGUCUUGAUUGCCUACUCGCUAGAACUAGCCGCCUUAUAUAUUAGCAGUCCCAAACUAAAAACUGCGAAAAGGGUUGUAACAAAACCAAAUGCACUACUCGACCUCAUUAUAGCCAUACUUCAGCAUGUAAACACACUAGGAGGUGUCACUGUAGCUUGCUUUAUUGUUUGGUACAAGAUAUUUCAUCCCUUAGCGGCUUUUACGGUAGUCGUUGCUGCCACAGUAACUUCGCUCAAGCUGUUUUCUUACACGAUGGUCAACCGUGAUUUGAGGAUAAGUACAGUUGACAAGAAAUACGAAGACAAGGAUUCGCGAGUAGCAGAACCUUUGGAUGGUCUCAAACAAGAAAGUGCACUGCAAGAAGUCCCAUAUCCUUCCAACCUCGUACUUGAAGAUAUCUUGCUGUUUUGGGUCUUACCCACAUUGGUGUAUCAGACUUCGUAUCCACGAACCACUUUCCGAUGGGACUUUUGUGUGAAACGUUUGGGAGAAGUCAUAUUUUGUCUCGUAGCCCUAUACUCUAUUGCUAGCCAGUAUGCAGCACCAACCUUGGCAAACUCUUUGCUGUACCUGGAAAAGGGAGACAGUGUCAAACUUGCUGAACGAGUCAUGAAACUGUCAGUCAUAAGCGUCAUGAUGUGGUUGACGAUGUUUUUUGGAUUCUUUCAUGCUUGGAUGAAUCUAUUGGCUGAAAUCACUCGAUUUGGUGAUCGACGAUUCUAUCUGCCUUGGUGGAAUUCGAGUGAUAUUGCUCAGUAUUGGAGGUUAUGGAAUGCGCCUGUCUACAAUUGGUCCAAACGACACGUAUACCUUCCCCUCGUCGUAAACCAUAAAUUCUCAAGUGCAGCAGCAACGGCAAUAGUGUUUGUAGUAUCUGCCGUAUUGCACGAAGUGAUUAUCGGUGUCCCAUUACACAACAUCAACUUUUGGGCCUUCAAUGGGAUGAUGAUGCAGUUGCCGCUCAUCUAUCUCUCUCGAUAUCUUGAUCAUCUGAGAGGCAAAUACUUUCCAAGCAAUAAGAAUCUUUUUGAUAAUCUUGGAAACGUGCUCUUCUGGGUGUCCUUUACAAUUGUGGGACAGCCGACCAUCACAUUGAUGUAUUAUGCCCAGUAUGUUAGCAACAGGCAUUGA
Molecule: messenger RNA, 1590 nt
Organism: Synchytrium microbalum
Lineage: Eukaryota; Fungi; Chytridiomycota; Chytridiomycetes; Synchytriales; Synchytriaceae
Product: diacylglycerol O-acyltransferase
Exons: 9
Coding region: 1-1590 (529 amino acids)
Biological process (GO): triglyceride biosynthetic process
Cellular component (GO): endoplasmic reticulum membrane
Molecular function (GO): diacylglycerol O-acyltransferase activity
Source: RefSeq, a predicted model, not a curated record